GUCGGCACAAGACAGUAGGGUUCGAGGAUAUCUCGAGGCUCAGCAUCCAGCUUUCAGGAUGUCAUGGUAUACUCGCCCCUUGUGCGGGCUCAGGUCAGGCUUCAAGGUCAUCGACACCCGAUCGACCCUCCCAAAAGCCUACGGGUCCCGUGCCAUCUCCCGGUUAACUCACCAUAACCGUACCACUGUCAUCACCAAGCCCGCGACGAUUUUAUCGCCGUCAGACGGUGUCAGGACGAAACGAUGGGAACAUGGUUCUCGUAGUAUACCGAGUCAAAAACGGGCUUCGUCGACCUAUACAAAUAUCGCCCUCCUGCUCGUACUGCCCUCAACGUUUUACCUCUUGGGGAGCAUAUACCCACCCGCAACCCUCUCAUUACUCUUCCCACGGAAGGCUCCUGCACCGAUGCGUGUCGAAACCCCUGAAGGUCAGGCUCACGUUGAAAGACUCGAACAGGAGAUCCAAAAGUUGGACCUCGUUCAGCAGUUACGUGAAAAGACAGCUGGAGGUGAUGCGGCGGAAUGGUACGAGUGCCGCCCUGCCUCCAAACCGAUGCACGAACACUCGCUCACGUCAUCCAUCCUGCGUGGACCCGGAAUGCUAGCGGUUCCUCCCCUGGCGUUUGUAAAGACGGACGAAUCGGAAGCGGUCCUGAUCUUGCAUCUCGGACGUAGUCUUUGCGGUCACGAUGGUAUCAUUCACGGUGGAAUGAUUGCCACCAUCUUUGACGAGGCUUUGGGUCGAAAUGCUCUUCUUAAUAUCCCUUCAAACAUUGGAGUUACCGCGACGCUCAACAUGCAGUACAAGAAGCCCACUAAAGCUGAUCAAUUCGUUGUUAUCCGCACCAAGUUCGACAGCGUCAAUGGACGCAAGGUCAAUGUGAGCGGCACAAUGGAAGAUCUCCAGGGUGAAACGUUAGCAAUGGCGCAAGCAAUGUUCGUCGAGCCGAGCUAUGCGAAAUACCUGAGUAACAGCGGAGUCGCCGCGGCACUGGGUCGCCGGCCAGAAAUCCUCGACACGGCGGGCAGGUUGAAAGACGAGAAGAAGAUAGAUGCGUAACGGCUUCUCGUAUGCUCGAUUUUUCAGACGCCAAUUAUACAUGUUGUUACAACCAAUCAUAGACAUAGACAGGUACGAACGCUACAGAUAUGCA
Messenger RNA from Filobasidium floriforme, 1154 nucleotides. Its product is annotated as HotDog domain-containing protein. The transcript has 5 exons. NCBI's taxonomy places the organism in Eukaryota, Fungi, Basidiomycota, Tremellomycetes, Filobasidiales, Filobasidiaceae. Bases 59 to 1060 code for a protein of 333 amino acids. The record is from RefSeq and is a predicted model, not a curated record.